Messenger RNA from Ochlerotatus camptorhynchus, 595 nucleotides. Its product is annotated as zinc finger matrin-type protein 5. The transcript has 3 exons. Gene Ontology annotation, molecular function: nucleic acid binding; zinc ion binding. Gene Ontology annotation, cellular component: U12-type spliceosomal complex; nucleus. The record is from RefSeq and is a predicted model, not a curated record. Bases 75 to 578 code for a protein of 167 amino acids. Lineage: Eukaryota; Metazoa; Arthropoda; Insecta; Diptera; Culicidae.
ACAGCUGUUUGGAAAUAAAUUUAUGUUGUGAUUUUUCUUUUCGGUAUUAGGCAGAUUUUAUUUAUGCAAAGGCAAUGGGUAAGAAAUACUACUGCGAUUAUUGUCAGAAACACAUCCAACGAGAUCCGGAUAUCGUGCGGAAACACAAUGAAGGAAUUCCACACAUUCGCAAUCGGGCUGCUCAUUACGAGCGAUGUAAAGAUGUCUCGGAGCUACUAGCGGAAAAUUUCGGAAAGAAACCCUGUCGAACAUUGAUCUCCUUUGACGAGUGCACGUUCGGUGCUUCCUGUCGUUACAGUCACGUCAAACCUAAAGAGCUGAAACGACUUCAGCAAAAAGUCCAACGCCUCCAUUGCCAAAGAACCAUGCGGCUCGCCGACACGAUCGAGAAACUCAACUCUGCUGAAAUGAUCACGCAGAAAUUUCUCAACAAACGAGCCGAAAAGCAUGCCAAGGAGGCUAUCGAGUGCAAACAGUUCUGGACCUACGAGACGGAAGAUCAACUCGAUCUACCUCCAUCACUGCAGGAAAUCAACCCAUCUCGAAUAGAUUCCAGCAGCCUUGCCGAAUGGGGGUGAUAUAUGCAUUGAAAGUU